AUGUCAGGACUUCACGAAGUACAAACUGGGUCCGGCCGACUUGCCGGCAAGGUAGCCAUCGUUACAGGCGCCGCCUCAGGCUUCGGUCUAGCAUGCACGAAGAAAUUCGUCCAAGAGGGCGCCAAAGUCGUGGCUGCUGACAUGAACGGCGAGGGUCUCUCCAAAGCAUACGCCUCCGAAUCACAAUACGACCAACACGUGCAUACCCUCACGGCCAAUGUGACCGUGCAAGGAGACUGGGAAAAGAUGGUAGAAGCCGCCGAGACCAAAUUCGGUGGCCUGGACAUCGUCAUCAAUAACGCCGGCACAAGUUACAAGAACAAACCCACCUUGGAAGUCACAGAGGCCGAGUUCGACAAGGUUUUCGCUGUCAAUGUCAAGAGCAUCUAUCUGAGCAUAGCGCCCACCGUUGCAGCGUUGAAGAAGAGAGGAGGCGGUGCUAUCAUCAACGUCGCUAGUAUUGGAGCCAUGAGACCUCGCCCCGGCUUGGUCUGGUACAAUGCUUCCAAGGGCGCUGUUGCAAAUGCAACGAAAGGUCUCGCCGCCGAGUUCGGCAAGGACCAGAUCCGCGUGAAUGCCUUGUGCCCUUUGCUGUCUGGAACGGGUCUCUUCGAGCAGUUUGUCGGCGUGCCAUAUAGCGAGGAGAACGUGAAUAAGUUCUUGUUCAACGUGCCGUUGGGCAGAUUGACGGAUCCGAGCGAUGUGGCUAACAUUGCCGCGUUCCUCGGCAGUGACGAGGGCAAAUUCAUCACUGGUGUGAACCUCGAAGUCGACGGUGGAAGAGCAGUGGGUGCAUGA
Messenger RNA from Exophiala viscosa, 798 nucleotides. RefSeq names its product oxidoreductase. The transcript is spliced from 3 exons. The record is from RefSeq and is a predicted model, not a curated record. Lineage: Eukaryota; Fungi; Ascomycota; Eurotiomycetes; Chaetothyriales; Herpotrichiellaceae. Bases 1 to 798 code for a protein of 265 amino acids.